AUGGAUGAACUGAAUCCUCGUGGUGCUGGCGAUAGUGGUGCUGGUGGUGGUUAUGGUUAUGGCGGCGGCAGCGGUUAUGGUCUGGAACGUACGGAACCUCGUUAUUUGGCAAGUAGUGGAAGAGCAGCUGCAGCAGCUGCUCCUGGCAGCGGCAGAUCUGGAGCUUGGUGGAGAAACAGUGCUGGUGUCAAUGAUUAUGGCAAUUUUUUCUGA
Gongylonema pulchrum is the source of this 213-nucleotide messenger RNA. The record is from the annotation of a GenBank genome assembly. NCBI's taxonomy places the organism in Eukaryota, Metazoa, Nematoda, Chromadorea, Rhabditida, Gongylonematidae.